UGAUUUAGAGAAAUUUCCCUUGAAACCAUCAUCAACAGACAGAGGAAUGCUCGCAAGUUUUCCUGAGAAAAUCUAAAAUCCCGUACAGAUUUUUUAUUAUUUUCUCCAGAAAAAGAGCGGGGAAUCCAGUUCAUACCAUAAUCAAACUGAAAGAGAAGUUAUGGCUUGAUGAUACCGAAACCCUAAUUGUUGGCAUCAGGGCGAUGAGGUCGAGCCAUGACCUCUUGAACUCACGACUCGCUCUAUCCUCCUCGAGUUUUGAUGGAUCGAGACCGCCCUUUGUCUGCAGAGCUGAAGAAGAGGGAUCCGGAAAAUGAAAAGGUGAUCGAAUGGGAAGAUUACGAACAAGAAGUUGCAAGACUCUGGAGCCUCUCUUCUGCGCUCAGAGAAGCUAAGGAAAAGAAGCGGUGUCUCAAGGAAAAGCUUGAGGCACUCAUUCAGGUGAAAGCUGAGUCAUUGGGUAGAAUAAAUACUCUUGACGAGAUGCAUGCAAGAGUCGAGGCUAAAAGAUCUCUUAUGGAGAAAAUGUUGAUGCAUACCAAGAUUGCGGCAACUGAUGCUAAAAGGAAUGAGGAAAGGCUUAGCAUGGAAGUUGGAUCAUUAUUGGUUGCUUGUACAGCACUUUCUGCAGCUAACAAGCAAUUACAGGUGUGUUUAAUGAAUUUUUAAUUCCUUAUGUUCUUUCUACUUGAAAAAUGAUAAAUGGAUGUAUGGGUAACAUCAGUCAUGUAGCUUAAUGAAAGCUUUUUAUAUUCAGUCAAAUGUAAUUUAUCGCAUUCGUCUCACUCAAAUUGAGGAGAAAGAAUGACUGUUGAUGAAUUUAGGUGGCUAGCCAAAAAGUAGGAUUUCUUUU
Messenger RNA from Tripterygium wilfordii, 853 nucleotides. RefSeq lists its product as uncharacterized. Gene Ontology annotation, cellular component: lytic vacuole; endosome. The record is from RefSeq and is a predicted model, not a curated record. Gene Ontology annotation, biological process: SNARE complex assembly. Lineage: Eukaryota; Viridiplantae; Streptophyta; Magnoliopsida; Celastrales; Celastraceae. The transcript has 2 exons. Gene Ontology annotation, molecular function: SNARE binding. The coding region runs from base 262 to 669 and encodes 135 amino acids.